This is a messenger RNA of Hevea brasiliensis (rubber tree), 1388 nucleotides long. RefSeq names its product protein STRICTOSIDINE SYNTHASE-LIKE 5. NCBI's taxonomy places the organism in Eukaryota, Viridiplantae, Streptophyta, Magnoliopsida, Malpighiales, Euphorbiaceae. Gene Ontology annotation, biological process: biosynthetic process. The record is from RefSeq and is a predicted model, not a curated record. The transcript has 4 exons. Gene Ontology annotation, molecular function: strictosidine synthase activity. Bases 47 to 1204 code for a protein of 385 amino acids.
CCAUCUUAUUUCCGUUAGUCGUUAGUCGUUACUACCAGCCAUUGCAAUGAACCCUCCGAACAACACAGCUCGGCCAAUCUCCUCAAGGAGGGCCUCAUCAUGCCCCUUCAACGCUAUUCUUUUCUCUGUAGUUGCCCCCGUUUUAGCUGCUGUACUCCUUUUCCACCUCGACUCCUUCGACCCAGCUCCUUUCCCUUACCACGAGUUGACUCACCCACUGCCAGAGCCUUCGUUGAAGAAUGGUCGCCUUCUUCAAGGAGCAGAAUUUCUUGGCUUCGGGGAGUUGCCGGGAGCAGAAGAUAUUGCGUAUGACAGCAAAUCGGGAGUCAUUUACACAACUUGUGAAGAUGGGUGGAUAAAGCGAGUCACGGUGAAUGACUCAUCAGUUUCCGAUACGGUGGUGGAGAAUUGGGUCAAUACUGGCGGUAGACCCCUAGGGCUUGUCCUGGGGCGCGACAACGAUGUCAUUGUAGCCGAUGCCUAUAAGGGGCUGCUGAAGAUAAGUGCAGAAGGUGCAGUGGAGUUGCUGACAGAUGAGGCAGACGGUGUAAAAUUCAAACUCGCAGAUGGUGUAGAUAUAGCAGAUGAUGGAAUUAUCUAUUUUACAGAUGCUUCGUGCAAGUACUACCUUCAUGAUGUCACGUGGGACUUUUUAGAGGGUAAGCCUAAUGGUCGUUUACUGAGUUAUGAUCCUGCAACCAAAAAGACCAAAGUUCUGCUAGCUGAUCUCUACUUUGCAAAUGGGCUUGCAAUUUCUCCUGAUCAAGAAUCUCUUAUCUACUGUGAAACCCCUAUGAGCAGGUGUAAACGAUAUUUCAUAAAAGGAAAUAAAAAAGGGCACACAGAAAAAUUUGUUGAUAUGCCUGGAAUGCCUGAUAACAUUCAUUAUGAUGGAGGUGGCCACUUUUGGAUUGCAUCAGUCUCGGAAAUUACACCUUUCUGGAAGGUAGCAUUCAGGUAUCCUGUGAUCCGAAAGGUUGCAAGAAUUGUAUUUAAGUACAUUGUAAACUUGCGAACACAGAAGAACGCUGGUGUAUUUGUGGUGAAUUUGGAUGGGAAAUUAAUUACACAUUACCAUGAUCCAGGGUUAAUACUGAUUUCAAGUGGGGUAAAGAUUGGAACUCAUCUAUAUUGUGGUUCUGUCAUCUAUCCCUAUAUUAUCCGUCUGAAUCUGGCUGAGCAUCCUGCACAUGCUACCACAUGAGCUACAAGUCCAGAAAUCCUCCACCACUCUUCUGCAAAUGCUAAAGAAAUUUCAUAAAUGAUCUAUAAUUAAGACAUUUUCACGUUAAUGUUUUUCAUGCCUUUGGUGCUUGUAAGGUUAUAGUACGUUGGAUUUCUAAGCAUUUUCUUCAAUGUCUUAUCAAAUUUGCUUCUUCUUCGUCGUC